CCACGGCACGGCACCUCCCGCCCCCCGCGCAUGCGCAGCACGACGCGCCCCCCCCGCGCAGGCGCUCUGCGGAGACAAGAUGGCGGCGCCCGUGGACUUGGAGCUGAAGAAGGCCUUCACGGAGCUGCAGGCUAAGGUGAUAGACACGCAGCAGAAGGUGAAGCUGGCCGACAUCCAAAUCGAGCAGCUAAGCAAGACGAAGAAGCAUGCCCACCUCACUGACACGGAGGUCAUGAUGCUAGUGGAUGAGACCCGCAUGUACGAGGGUGUGGGGAGAAUGUUUAUUCUUCAGUCUAAAGGAGUGAUUCAUAAUCAGCUCUUAGAAAAACAGAGAAUAGCCGAAGAGAAAAUUAAGGAAUUAGAGGACCAAAGAAACCAAAGCACCGAGUUGGGGAACUUACCACAUUUUGCAAGAGGCAAUUUGGGGAGGAACACUUCCGCCAAAGCAAAACAUGGGGAUUUUCAGAAUCUGGUUACACAGAGCAACUCUCUCCUCCUCUACUGAAAAUGGUGUCCUGUGGUUGAGGCAACAGCAGAAGAAGUCGUACCUGGAGCGGAGUGUGAAGGAAGCAGAAGAUAACAUCCGGGAAAUGCUGAUGGCCCGAAGGGCGCAGUAGCUGUGUGGUUCCCCCCUGGUCUCCCGUGACACCCUCUGGGUGGUUUUGGGCAGCUCUGCCUGCGCAUUGCUCACCGCCGCCUGGUGGCGUGAGCUCCAUUCUGUGGCAGUCUCAAUAAAACUUCUGUGAAGCCUGA
Phalacrocorax carbo (great cormorant) is the source of this 753-nucleotide messenger RNA. Lineage: Eukaryota; Metazoa; Chordata; Aves; Suliformes; Phalacrocoracidae. The record is from RefSeq and is a predicted model, not a curated record.